Pungitius pungitius (ninespine stickleback) is the source of this 4161-nucleotide messenger RNA. RefSeq names its product kinesin-associated protein 3a (gene kifap3a). Gene Ontology annotation, cellular component: kinesin II complex; axoneme; ciliary transition zone. NCBI's taxonomy places the organism in Eukaryota, Metazoa, Chordata, Actinopteri, Perciformes, Gasterosteidae. Gene Ontology annotation, molecular function: kinesin binding. The transcript has 21 exons. Gene Ontology annotation, biological process: microtubule-based movement; cilium organization. The record is from RefSeq and is a predicted model, not a curated record. Bases 124 to 2595 code for a protein of 823 amino acids.
UGCUGCCCUGGCAACCAGCUGCAUAGAGAAUGAACAACAUCCGCCCUGUCUUCAUCAGCACCAAUCGGCCCCGUUUGGGACGCAGACCAGUUUAAUUCAUGUGGCCUUUUCUUUGAAUCUGAAAUGGACAGUUUACAAGCGGGCGAUCCGCGGUAUCUGAAAAGGAGAGUGAAGGGAUGUACUCUAGAGGUCCACCCCACUGAGAGAGCCCUUGUGGUCCAGUAUGAGGUAGAGGCAACUGUCUUGGGAGAGCUGGGAAACCCUAUGAUCGGAGAACGCAAAGAGUGUCAGAAAAUUAUUCGCCUGAAAAGCCUGAACGCCCACACAGAUACGUCCUCUUUGGCCCGGAAGGUGGUGGACGAAUGUCGGCUCAUUCACUCGUCUAAACUCCACGAGGUGGAGCAGCUGCUCUUCUAUUUGCAAAACCGCAAACAAUCAAAUGACAUCCAGGAGAAUACAUGCAUCCCAUCUGGAGACUUCACACCUUACACUGGAGUGGAGCUGGACGAAGUGGCAUGCAUCAACAGCAUCGAUGAGUAUGUGGACCUGCUGUAUGAGGACAUCCAGGAGAAGAUAAGAGGAGCCACGCUCAUCUUCCAACUGGCUCGCAACCCGGACAACCUGGAGGAGCUCACACAGAAAGAGGUGACCUUUGGAGCCCUGGCCAGAGUUUUGAGGGAGGACUGGAAGCAGAGCGUGGAACUGGCAACAACCAUCAUCUCUGUCUUCUUCUGCUUCUCCAGUUUCUCCCAGUUCCAUGGCCUCGUCUCAAAUUUCAAGAUUGGGGCCCUUUGUAUGAAUAUCAUUGAGCACGAGCUGAAGAGGUACGACCUGUGGCAGGAGGAACUACAAAAGAAGAAGAACGCCUAUGAAGAAUUUCCUGAGAACCCAAAUCUGAAGAAGGAACAUGAGAAGUCUUUCAGAAAGUACCAAAGCCUUCUGACCAAGCAGGAGCAGCUUCUCAGAGUUGCUCUGUGUCUGCUGCUGAACCUGGCUGAAGACACCCGCACAGAGCUGAAGAUGAGGAACAAAAACAUCGUCCACACGCUGGUGAAGAUCCUGGACCGGGAAGACGAGGAGCUGCUGCUGGUGGUGGUCUCCUUCCUCAAGAAGCUCUCCAUCUUCCUGGAGAACAAGAAUGACAUGGCUGAAACAUUGGCCGUGGAGAAGCUGGCCCGGCUGGUUCCCUGCGAUCACCAGGAGCUCCUGAGCACCAACCUACGCCUCCUGCUCAACCUCUCCUUCGACACCACGCUGCGCAGCCAGAUGGUCCAGGCAGGACUCCUUCCCAAAGUCUCCUCAUUGCUCGCUGACGAGGCCCAGAGACAGCUCAGCAUGUGCAUUCUGUACCACAUCAGCAUGGACGACAGAUUCAAGUCCAUGUUUGCCGACACAGACUGCAUACCGCAGCUGAUGAAGAUGGUGUUUGACUGUGGUGAGGAGACAAUGGAUGUUGAGCUCGUCUCGCUCUGCAUCAACCUGGCUGCUAACAAGAGUAACACAAAGCUCAUCUGUGAAGGCAAUGGUCUGAAAAUGCUGAUGAAACGUGCUGUGAAGCUGAAGGAUGUUCUGGUGAUGAAGAUGAUCCGAAACCUUUCUCAGCACAACGGACACACCAAGAGCCUCUUUCUGGACCACGUUGGGGACCUGGCGGCUCAGAUCAGUGAGGAGGAGCCGGAGGAGUUUGUGAUUGAGUGUCUGGGCACGCUGGCCAAUCUGACCAUCACCGACCUGGACUGGGCGCUGGUCCUCAAGGAGUACAACCUGGUGCCCUACCUGAACGACAGACUCAAACCAGGUUCUGCUGAGGAUGACCUCAUUCUGGAGGUGGUGAUCAUGAUUGGCACGGUGUCCAUGGAUGACUCGUGUGCAGCCAUGUUGGCAAAGUCCGGGCUGGUUCCUGCACUAAUUGAGCUGCUCAACGCGCGACAAGAGGAUGAUGAGUUUGUCUGUCAGAUCGUCUACGUCUUCUACCAGAUGGUCUUCCACAAAGCUACCAGGGACGUCAUCGUCAAAGACACGCUAGCGCCUGCGUACCUCAUCGACUUGAUGCACGAUAACAACGCCGAGAUCCGCAAAGUCUGCAACAACACGCUGGAUAUCAUCGCUGAUUUUGACGAGGAGUGGGGGAAGAAGAUCCAGAACGAGAAGUUCCGCUGGUACAACUGUCGGUGGCUGGAGAUGGUGGAGAACCGUCCGCUGGAAGAGGCCAGAGAGCCCUUCCUGUACGGGGAGGACGGAGAAUCUUUCAUCGGGGACAGGGACUUCCUGGAGAGACCUGAUCUCUUCUACAGCGGUGCUGCGGAGGAGGAAAUAGAUGGGAUCAUCUCAGCAGACGGGGCCUUCAGUCCCGAGUUCUACACCGGCUUCCAGGACGGAGAGCUGGGACCGACUGGAUACAUGAGCAGUUUGUCGGAGCAGUUUGUCCCGGUAGAUCGACCUCUCAGCGCCUACGGCUUCCAUCCUGGUGAGGAGUUUUUCUACAACUACAACACGGCCCCCCGGGUACACUUCUCUGAAACAACCAGUGGGGACAAUGCCCCCACUACUACCUCCGCGGUAGUGUGCUCAAGACUUGGCAGGAGCAGGAUUUGAACCCACUGGCGGCACUCACAUAGGCUUCUGGGCUCUAGCUUGCACCCCUACACUACCAGUCCUGGUCACAUUUUGGCAACUUUGAUUCUCCUAUUUAACCUUGAGCAUGUGAGUUAAACUUUAAAACUCUUUUAAAUGCUAUUUCCACAUCUGGGCUUGAACCCACAACCUUCAAGUGCAGUGCAGGCUUGUGGCAGCAGCUCUUCCACUGUGCUACUUUACCACACACUAAUCAGCCCUUUGUUUCUCGUAUUUAACCUUGAGACUGCUACUCAAACCUCAAAACUCUUUCAAAGCAGAAGUGAUGUCUGCAUGAAGGGGCAUGAACCCACAACCUCAGACAGCAGGUUGGAGCCUGCAGCCCUUCAGUUGUUCCCUUGUGCUAUUCAAGCACAUGCCUCAUUGUGUCCGUUUCUCAUAUUAGACCUUGGGAUUGUUUACUAAACCUCAAAACUGUUUCAAAGUUUACAGUUUGAAGCCCUGACUGCAACCAAACCCUCCUUCUGAGAGAGCAGGUUUGAACUGAGGAUCCUCCACACUUCAGCCUUCCUGCUAUCUCCCUGCACUGUUCCACCACACACCCGUUGAUGCUUUUGAAUCCAAACUCAAUUCUCAUAGAUUCUCAGGCUGGAAUCCACAACACAACACACUUGUCUGCUGGAAUUGGUUGAACAAAAAUAAAAAUCCAUGUGAAAAAAAUGACUUCUCACUGUUCUCAGGUCAAAUAUUUAUGCAAUUAAAAUGCAAUUCAUUUUGAUUAAUUAAUUACAAAGCCUCUAAUUAAUUAGAUUCAUAUUUUUAAUCGAGUCCCGGCCCUAAUACAUAUUAUACACUGAAAACAAAAACAUAUUACAUAUUAAGGUUGGUUAGUUGAACUUUUAUUCACUUAAGUGUGUAACACAACUGAAUGUUUCUUUUGUAACCAUGACGUGUGUAAUGUGAUUGUUCAUAAACCCAGCGUCAGGCAAAAAGAAAAUACAUGGAAAGAUACCAACCUUGCGAGCUGUUUGCUUUGCCCCUGAACCUUGCAGUUCCAUAUUGAUAUAGAGAUUGCUGAAGAUCACGGUGUCAUUUGGUUCAUAUUAUAGGGAAAAUUAGGAACUUGUACAACACAUGGACUGGAUUUGCGAACUCAUAAAUCCACAAACCUGUAUUAAUUCCACAUCACAUAAAUGAUCUAGAAUUAGUACCAAGUUAUGCAGUUAUUUCCAGGAAACAAGGCACCAUACAAUAAAAACCACAUUGUCUGACUAAAAGAUGGAUUAAUGCUUUUUAUUCAUUUCUCUGAAUGCAAUUUAAGAAAUAUAAUAGCCUCCAUUGUCUGUCUUAAAAAAUAAAGAGAUGUUAAAUCAUUCAUUUGUAUUUAUUUUGUCCUUGAUGUGCCUGUAGCGCUGCUUGCUCUCUGAAAUAUGUGGUGCAAUAAAUCUAAUACUUGUGAGGCUUAUUGUAGUCUGCAUUCAUUAUUUAAUGUGUCACAGAUGUUGUAUUAUUUGCAGAUUUUCUAUGAUUCUUCGCGCUGUGUGUGUCUGUGAUUGUGGACAAAAAAAAUAAAUGAUCCAAACCUCA